This is a messenger RNA of Callorhinchus milii (elephant shark), 1436 nucleotides long. It is a transcript of the gene prmt1, whose product is annotated as protein arginine methyltransferase 1. Gene Ontology annotation, cellular component: nucleus. The record is from RefSeq and is a predicted model, not a curated record. NCBI's taxonomy places the organism in Eukaryota, Metazoa, Chordata, Chondrichthyes, Chimaeriformes, Callorhinchidae. The coding region runs from base 63 to 1193 and encodes 376 amino acids. Gene Ontology annotation, biological process: peptidyl-arginine methylation. Gene Ontology annotation, molecular function: protein-arginine N-methyltransferase activity. The transcript has 11 exons.
CGGUGAGGGCGGCGAGCGGGGUAUAUAAAAUGGCGGGAACAUGACGGGCUUUCUUUCGCAAGAUGGCCGAGUGCAUGGAGGGUGGUGUCUCUGAGCGCUGCACAGUGACAGCGGAGAAAAGGGGGGAGGUGACAGGAGGUACGGUCAAAGAGGUGACUUCCAUAUCGGGUGCAGGUGGUGAGAGCACAGCCUCAAUUAAGGACGGUGCGGAGGAGAUGACGUCAAAGGAUUACUACUUUGACUCUUACGCACACUUUGGCAUUCACGAGGAAAUGUUGAAGGAUGAAGUCCGCACUUUGACCUACAGAAACUCCAUGUACCACAACAAGCACCUCUUCAAGGACAAGAUUGUGUUGGAUGUUGGCAGUGGAACGGGAAUCCUCUGCAUGUUUGCAGCGAAGGCCGGUGCCAAGAAAGUCAUUGGGAUCGAAUGCUCAAACAUCUCUGAGUACGCUGAGAAGAUAAUUAAAGCCAAUCACCUUGAUCACGUUAUCAGCAUCAUCAAAGGCAAGGUUGAGGAGGUGGAACUGCCGGUGGAGAAGGUGGACAUUAUCAUCAGCGAGUGGAUGGGCUACUGCCUCUUCUACGAAUCCAUGUUGAACACUGUCAUCUACGCCAGAGAUAAAUGGCUGCACCCGGAUGGCCUGAUUUUCCCUGACCGAGCUGCUCUGUACGUCACCGCAAUCGAAGACCGCCAGUACAAAGACUACAAGAUUCACUGGUGGGAGAAUGUGUAUGGGUUCGAUAUGUCCUGCAUCAAAGACGUUGCCAUCAAGGAGCCUCUGGUGGAUGUUGUUGACCCCAAGCAGCUGGUGACAAAUGCAUGUCUCAUCAAGGAGGUGGAUAUCUACACAGUGAAAGUUGACGACCUGUCCUUCACCUCACCGUUCUGCCUGCAAGUCACCCGCAACGACUAUAUCCACGCCCUGGUAGCUUACUUCAACAUCGAGUUCACCCGCUGCCACAAGAGGACAGGGUUUUCCACAGCCCCCGACGCCCCCUACACACACUGGAAGCAGACGGUGUUCUACAUGGAGGACUAUCUCACUGUCAAGCGAGGCGAAGAGAUCUUCGGGACAAUCUCCAUGAAGCCGAAUGCCAAAAACACCCGAGACCUAGACUUCACCGUGGAUGUAGAAUUUAAAGGCCAGCUGUGCGAGUUGUCCUGCUCCACGGAUUACAAGAUGCGUUAGGUUCUGUCUCCUCGCCCCCACCAACCCCCCCCCACCCCACCACCUUUCCCCAUCCCCCUGCCUGCUCGCCAGCCACACCGUCCACACAUAUCGCUCCACAGGCUCCAUCGAGGGUGGCUGAAAGUAGUGCUGUAUUCCGUAGAUUUAAAAUGCUCCUCAUUUAAACAUUAGGGCCUGGCUGGCGGGCGGUUUCGCUGUGUGUGUGCGUGCGUGCGGGAGUGGGGGUGGUGGGGGGGAGGCUGG